This is a messenger RNA of Rubroshorea leprosula, 783 nucleotides long. The record is from the annotation of a GenBank genome assembly. NCBI's taxonomy places the organism in Eukaryota, Viridiplantae, Streptophyta, Magnoliopsida, Malvales, Dipterocarpaceae.
UUUCUUUUUUUUUUUUUUUUUUUUUGUUUUUAUCUGAUAAGUUUUAGUACCAAUUGGAUUUGGCACUAAGGAAAUGGAAGUUGUUAUAUUAGUAGAUGUUUUGCGUCAUGCUGGUGCAGAGGUGACUUUGGCUUUUGUGGAGCCACAGCCAGAGGUUGAAGCAUCAUCUAGCACUAUAUUGGUAGUGGAUGCCUCCGAAUGCUCAUGUUCUAAUCAGGUUUUUGAUCUGGUGGCAUUGCCGAAGCAAAGAGGAGGAAUGCCUGGAUCAGCACAAUUAAGAGAUUGUGAAACCCUUAAGAAAAUUACAUGCAAACAUGCUGAGGAAAAGAGACUGUAUGGAGCUAUAUCUGCUUCCCCAGCUGUCACUCUAUUGCCAUGGGGACUCUUAAGGAAAAAAACAGUUGUUCACUUGAAGGCAACAUGCCACCCUGCAUUCAUGGACAAGCUUCCAACCUUUUGGACUGUCAAAUCAAACAUUCAAGUUUCAGGAGAGCUUACAACAAGCCAUGGUCCAGGAACUUCUUUCAAAUUUGCUCUGUCCUUAGUUGAACAGCUGUUUGGGGAGUCUGUUGCCAAAGGGAUAGCAGAAUCCUUGCUCUUGCAUGCUGCCGUAGAUAAUCCUAUGAAUGGAAUAAUUCAACAAAGUUGAGUGGUCUGUUGACCACACUCCUUAUGUGGGUAAUCACUAGUUUCUUUAGUUGCCUGCGUAAUUGGAUAUAUCUUUAGUAUUUGUUCUACAUAUUCAGAGCCAUGCCAUCUAUGAACUAAAUCAUUAAAUUGACU